CUGUGUCCAAUCACAGCUGAUCACUGAUCAUCAAGGCACUGAUGAUCAGUGUGCCCUGAUAAUCAGUGUGGCCCUGAUAAUCAGUGUGGCCCCAGAAGUGCCACCUGUCAGUGUCCAUCAGUGCCAGCAGUCAGUGCUCAUCAGUGCCACGUGCCAAUGCCCAUCAGUGCCACAUCAAUGCCACAUAUCAGUGCAUACCAGUGCACAUCAAUGCCACAUAUCAGUGUUCAUCUGAGCUGCCUUUCAAUGUCACCCAUCAGUGCCAGUCAGUGCCACCUAUCAAUGCCAAUCAGUGCCACCUAUCAGUGCCAGUCAGUG
Staurois parvus is the source of this 318-nucleotide messenger RNA. NCBI's taxonomy places the organism in Eukaryota, Metazoa, Chordata, Amphibia, Anura, Ranidae. The record is from the annotation of a GenBank genome assembly.